AUGUCAACGAAGCAACUGCCAACGAGACGAGCGAAAACAAUAAAAAAAAUUAUAAUAGACACUGACAGUUCUGAAGGUUUUUCUGAAGGCAGCGAUUAUGCUCCCAACCAACCGACAAAAGUAGACAGUGACAUUUCUGAAGGCAGCGAUUAUGCUCCGGUAUUAAAAGAAAAAAAACCGUCGAAGAAGCAGCAGAAAAAAAAUAAAAUUAUAAUAGACAGUGAUAAUUCUGAAGGCAGCGAUUAUGCUCAGAAGGAGCAGUCGAAACAGCAGAAAAAAGUUACAAAACCAAAUCAAACAGAUAAAGAAGAUUCUGAAGGCAGCGAUUAUGCUCCGAAGAAGAAGAAACAGCAGUCGAAACAGCAGAAAAAGAUUACAAAAACAAAUCAAACAAAUAAAGAAAAUUCCGACAGCGAUAUUUCAGAUAUUGCGGAAGCUUCUACAAGUAAAACAAACCCUUUACACAGCGGAAAAACUGUAGAAGAAAUAUAUCAAAAGAAGACACAAAUUGAGCAUAUUUUAUUACGACCAGACACUUACAUUGGGUCUGUUGAAUUUGUAACUGAAAAACUUUGGGUUUACAACUCGGAGACGGAUUCUAUGAUAUAUAAAGAUGUAACUAUAGUCCCCGGACUUUACAAGAUCGUUGAUGAAAUAUUGGUUAACGCUGCUGAUAAUAAGAUUCGAGAUCCUUCAAUGAGCACUAUAAAGGUCAAGAUUGACAAAGAAGAGAAUCUCAUAUCAAUAUACAAUAAUGGUAAAGGAAUUCCUAUCGAAAUACAUAAGGAUGAAAAAGUCUACGUUCCUGAAUUGAUCUUCGGCCACCUUUUGACAUCAUCGAAUUAUGAUGAUAAUGAAAAAAAGGUUACGGGUGGUCGUAAUGGAUAUGGUGCAAAAUUAACAAAUAUUUUCAGUACUGAAUUUAUUGUAGAGACGACCGAUACGACUGCUAAAAAAAAGUACCGACAAGUAUUCAAGGAUAAUAUGAGUGUUAAACAAAAUCCAAAACUAACUUCAUACUCAAAAAAAGAAGAAUAUACGGAAAUAACUUUUAAACCAGAUCUUGCAAAGUUCGGUUUGACAGAAUUAACGGACGACAUUGUCGCAUUGCUAAAAAAACGUGUAUUCGAUAUGGCUGGAUGUGUUAAGAAUGUUAAAGUCUUUUUGAAUGAUGAAAAAAUUAAAAUUCGAAAUUUCAAGGAAUAUAUUCAAAAAUAUUUACCACCUCCAAAUCCAUCUGAAGAUUCAACUACGAAACAACCAGAUGUUAUACAUGAACAAGUUAAUGAACGAUGGGAAGUUGGUUUCACUCCAAGUCAAGAAGGUCAAUUUCAGCAAGUGAGCUUUGUAAAUAGUAUCGCUACCACGAAAGGUGGUACACAUGUUAACCAUGUUGUUGAUCAGCUGGUUACAAGAAUCAUGGAAACUGUAAAGAAAAAGCAAAAAGAUGCUAAAUUGAAACCAUUCCAGAUUAAAAAUCAUAUCUCCUUAUAUAUUAAUUGUUUAAUUGAAAAUCCGAGCUUCACCUCUCAGACUAAAGAAUUUAUGAGUUUAAAGGAAAAAUCAUUUGGUUCAUCUUGCACUCUUAGUGAAAAUUUUAUAAACAAAAUUUUAAAGUCUGUAAUUAUCACGGAUAUUAUUGAAGAAGUCAAACAGAAACAGGAUAGAGAAUUAAAGAAAACAGAUGGUGCAAAAAAGUCCAAUGUUCUCUCUAUCGAAAAAUUAGAAGAUGCUGGUAACGCUGGAGGCAAAUAUGCGCAAAACUGUACUCUAAUCCUUACAGAAGGUGAUUCAGCUAAAUCUCUUGCUGUGGCCGGAAUUUCUGUUGUUGGUCGUAAAAACUUUGGUGUAUUUCCACUUCGUGGAAAGUUAUUAAACGUUCGUGAUGCAUCACAUUCAUCAAUAAUGAGUAAUGAAGAGAUUCAAAAUAUCAAGAAAAUUCUUGGAUUACAACACAAUAAACAGUAUACAUCCACAAAAGAUUUACGAUAUGGUCAUCUCAUGAUUAUGACUGACCAGGAUUAUGAUGGAAGUCAUAUUAAAGGGCUCAUUAUUAAUCUUUUGGAUCACUUUUAUCCUUCCUUGUUGAAAAUUCCUGAUUUUUUACGCGAAUUUAUUACACCUAUUGUCAAGUGUACCAAUAAUCGAACCAAAGAGGUAAUUUCAUUCUAUACGAUACCUGAAUAUGAACAAUGGAAAUCAUUAAAUCAUGACGGAAAAGGCUGGACCAUAAAGUAUUAUAAGGGAUUGGGAACUAGUGAAGCUAGAGAUGCGAAAGAAUAUUUUAGUGAUUUACCAACUCAUAUGAAACCUUUUCGUGAACUUCAACAAGACGAACGUUCACUAAUAGAUAUGGCAUUUAAUAAAAAAAAGGCAGACGCUCGUAAAGAAUGGUUGCGGACUUAUCAACCUGGAACUUUUAUGGAUCACAGUGUUGACGAAAUUACAAUAACUGAUUUCAUUAAUAAAGAAUUGAUAUUGUUUAGUAUGGCAGAUAACGCGCGUUCAAUACCUUCAGUAAUUGAUGGAUUCAAACCUGGUCAACGUAAAGUUAUGUAUGGUUGUUUUAAGAGGAAUCUUAACAAAGAAGUCAAGGUCGCACAAUUGGCGGGAUACAUCUCCGAACAUUCGGCUUAUCAUCAUGGCGAACAAAGUCUUACAUCUACUAUAAUUGGUCUGGCUUAUGACUUUGUUGGAUCUAAUAACAUAAAUUUAUUGCAACCACGAGGUACAUUCGGUACAAGGGCGCAAGGUGGAAAAGAUGCCGCAAGCGCUCGUUACAUUAAUACAGCACUCCAACCAAUCACACGAUUAAUUUUUCAUAAAUCAGAUGAUAAUUUAUUGAAAUAUCUCAAUGAUGAUGGUCAAUGGAUCGAACCAGAAUGGUAUUGUCCAAUCAUACCAAUGGUCCUUGUGAAUGGAUCAGAAGGUAUCGGAACAGGAUGGAGUUCUUAUAUCCCAAAUUAUAAUCCUAUGGAUUUAGUCAAAAAUAUACUUCGUUUAAUGGAAGGUAAAGAACAAGAACCAAUGCAUCCUUGGUAUCGUGGUUUUAAAGGUGAAAUUAAGCCAUUGGAAAAAGAUAAAUACACAAAUAACGGUGUGAUUGAAAGAGUCUCUCCUACAGAAAUAAAGAUUACAGAAUUGCCUGUACGAACUUGGACGCAAAAUUAUAAAAAAGAUUUAAUCGAUAAGUUUAUGGGAUUUAUAAGUAAAUUUGAUGAAGAACAUAAAUCUCAUACUGUAGAAUUUCAUAUUUCAUUGAAGGAUGAACUUGCUGACCUUAGUGAUGAGGAACUUGCAAAAAAAUUUAAGAUCAUUUCUACUAUUCCUAUAUCAAACAUGGUUUGUUUUGAUCCAGAAGGACGUUUGAAAAAGUACCAAACUCCUGAAGAUAUACUUCAAGAAUUUUAUCAUGUUAGAUUAGAUUUGUAUUCUAAAAGGAAAGAUUAUUUGAUAGACGAAUUAAGACACGAGUGCCUUAAGCUAGCAAACAAAGUUCGUUUCAUCAAUAUGAAAAUAAAGCAUGAACUUGAAUUUGAAGGAUUGAGGAAAAAGUCCAUAAUAGAAUUACUAGAGGCUAAUGGCUUUGACAAGGUUCAUAAAAGAUCUAUUAUAAGACGUGGUUUAGAAGAAACGAAUGAAGCUGAUGAAGAAGAUUCAAAUGAUAGUGGUUAUAAUUACCUUAUGUCAACACCUGCUUGGGCUUUCAGUAAAGAAGAGUCAGAAAGAAUCAAUUCUUUGAAGAACGAAAAAGAAAUAGAAUUAAGAAUUCUUGAAGCAAAACCUCCUAAAGAGUUUUGGAAGGACGAUUUAAAGGCAUUUGAAGAGCAAUGGAACAAAGAUUUGGCCGAAUUUGAAGAAAACAUGAACACUGGCGGUGUAGUAAAAAAGAACAAAAAAAGAGUAACGAAACCAAAAACUACCGAGGUUAAACAAAAGGCUAAAUCGAAAUCUGCACAAGAAAAAAGUGAACAAGAACCUAAAUCAAUUAAGGAUUAUUUUAAUUCGAAGGCAGAUGAUGUUUUUGAGGUAGACGAUCAGAGUGAUGUUGAGAUGGUUGACUUGCCUAAGCCAAAACGAAAGAAAGCAUUUGAUCUAAAUGAAGGCCCACGAUCUAAAUUGACUAAAGUCUGA
Molecule: messenger RNA, 4134 nt
Organism: Dentiscutata heterogama
Lineage: Eukaryota; Fungi; Glomeromycota; Glomeromycetes; Diversisporales; Gigasporaceae
Source: the annotation of a GenBank genome assembly